AUCAGGGACCCCAGGUCUCUGAAACUUGAGAGGAAGGUGGGCAGGGCAGCGCAGGUAGAGGCGUUUAAAAGGAGAGGGACUCGUUCUUCCAGUGAGCGCUGGUUUCCUAAAUCUUUGCAGGUGGGUUCUGCCGGGAGCGCGGCAUUGCGGCCGAGCUGCUUCUUGGAAAAGGGCGUCAAAGAGCAGCUGAGGCAGGCUCAACUUUUGGCUGCAACGUUUCCACUCUGAAAAAAGCCUCAUCGAGCUGGUGAGGGAAAUCUUCCCAGAGGGAGUCGGAUGUCCGUACAACUGAACGGAGGCCUGCAGCUGAAGACGGCAGCGAAAAGUAAAGAGCUAAAAUCUUUAGUUUUUGACGUGACCACCUCUGACAGAUGCGCCGGUAAGCGACGCAAAUCACAGCUGCGGCGAGAACGAAGGAGAGAACCGACAAAGUGGCUGCUGCACCAGAGUCUGCGGAGGGCUGCGAGCAGAAAGCUCAGCGCAAGAUGACCCGCAGCCCCAAAUGCGCCCGCUGUCGAAACCACGGCGUCGUGUCGUGCUUGAAAGGCCACAAGCGCUUCUGCCGCUGGAGGGACUGCCGAUGCGCCUGCUGCCUGCUGGUGGUGGAGCGUCAGCGCGUCAUGGCAGCGCAGGUUGCGCUGAGGAGGCAGCAGGCUGCCGAGGGUAAAAAGGGGGUCAAGUGUUCAGCUCCAUUGAGGAGAACAGCAUAUCAGUGUUUUACCAAAGCAGCUGACUCAGGCAUUGUGGUUAAGAGCAACCCGGAGGGGCUAAAACAUCUGAUGACCCCAGAGGACAGUGUGUCCAAUUGGUCUAAGCAGCACCACCAAAGCAACUUUCCAUGCCCCUCCAUCAGCACCCGCAUGAGGAAGAGGCGAGCCUUUGCAGACAAAGAGCUGGAAAACGUGAUGCUGGAGCGCGAGUUAAGACAGAAAGAGCUGCAGAGCGAAGUUUCCUUCUCUCCCUCCGCUCUCAUGCCCAUACUUCAUCCUCUACCUCUCCCCGUCCCCCCAUGCCUCCGCUGCUGCUCCACCAACAAGGACUCUUCCUCUGCAGGGACUUCCAGCUGCGUGCCUGUAUAUAAAUAUAAGCAGCUCUGUGACUGUGGCCUCCAGUUUUAUGAUUUCUUCCACCUAAAGAGUAGGCGCUCCACAGGAGAUCACUAUGAUGACUUUUUAUCAACCCAGAGCUCAUCGCAGCACAGGGAGGAUAAAGAGGCACAGAAUGGUUGGAGAGACUGUAGGAAGAGAAGCGAACCAGAGCCAACACCCCCAGCAUCACAUCAACGACUCAAAACCGAUAACGUACCAUGCAUCUGCUUUGUCAAACCAAUGUUAAAACAAACAGAAACAAUCAACAUAGAUCAUUUUUCAACAUCCAGACUCUCAACGUUUGGAUCAGACCUGCCUGUUUUAAAUGAAUUGGGUGUCCCGGCUCACAGCAGGACUUUUGAUUCCAGACAUUUAGCAGGAAGAGGCUGGAACACAGGCCCUCCUUCCACCGAAGCAAAUCCUUGUAUGGACUUUGUGGCGGGUUCUCAUCAUGGCGCAGUGAGGACACCGACCGCAAAGCCGUUGCCUUUUUCUGUGGAGGCUCUGCUGAGAGCCUGACAGGCAAGUGGAAAGUGGAAAGUCUAAAUGCACUUUGCUGUAUGAGAGCUUGAAUGUAAAGCACAAAUAUUAUAACUCCAAUCCAUGCAACACAUAUGCAUUAUUUAAAUGUUGUAAGACAUAUUUUGGCAAUUCUUUAUAUAUUGUUGCACAGUACAUUUUAUAGAUAAAUAUCUUUGGUUACCAUCAUUUUAUGUAAAAGUCUGCUUUGGCUAUAUUUUCGAGCAGCGAUAUCUUCAUCCUCCUAUGCAGUGCAAUAAAAAUAUAUCAAAUCCAGUUGUGUUUUACUUAUAUCUGCACAUGCUGCACCAAUACAACAGAAACCUUAUGAAACUUAAAGCAUCGGAACUGAAUCAGAAUUCAAAUGUGGAUGUCCUUUUUACUGUUC
Poeciliopsis prolifica (blackstripe livebearer) is the source of this 1995-nucleotide messenger RNA. It is a transcript of the gene dmrt2b, whose product is annotated as doublesex and mab-3 related transcription factor 2b. Gene Ontology annotation, biological process: regulation of transcription by RNA polymerase II; sex differentiation. Lineage: Eukaryota; Metazoa; Chordata; Actinopteri; Cyprinodontiformes; Poeciliidae. Gene Ontology annotation, molecular function: RNA polymerase II cis-regulatory region sequence-specific DNA binding; DNA-binding transcription factor activity, RNA polymerase II-specific. The transcript has 4 exons. The record is from RefSeq and is a predicted model, not a curated record. Bases 486 to 1607 code for a protein of 373 amino acids. Gene Ontology annotation, cellular component: nucleus.